Messenger RNA from Bombyx mandarina (wild silkworm), 2778 nucleotides. RefSeq lists its product as uncharacterized. The record is from RefSeq and is a predicted model, not a curated record. NCBI's taxonomy places the organism in Eukaryota, Metazoa, Arthropoda, Insecta, Lepidoptera, Bombycidae.
AAGAACUGUCAAUUGUCAAACUAUAAUUUUGAAAAAGGAUAAGUCUGCCGUUUGGUUUCGUAAAUAAAUAUGGAUUUUACACCAGAUUUACUUGCCUUUCAAGGCGUUUUUAUUUCCACAGACAGCGUUCAUCCAUUCUCAAGGUUGACCGUAAAAGGCGGAAACGAAGAAAAGGUCAAAUACAUUAUUGAACAUAUGUAUCAAUUCCUCAAAGACAGAAAUUUUAUGGACGAAAAUAAAGUAUUAUCCAAAGAACAUACACGUUUAAUUCGUAAAUUUAUCCUAUACAUUAUUUUAAACGGGAAUUUCAAAACAUUAGAAAAGUUGGUAGAAAAAGACGAUAUUGACUCAGUAAUAUGGACCAUACCAACUGUGCCACAUUAUUUAAUGUGUGAAUUAAUUUGGAGCUUCCAGGUAGAACAUUUUGUGUAUGAAAUCAUCUCAUAUGCAUACCCUCCACUUGCUGUCGAAGUGACUGGAGCGUUUAUAGAAAACACAAAGUACUACAAUCCAUUAGACUGUUCACAAAAGUUGGCAAAAAUAUCAUUAGCAUGUUAUACAUUAAUUUGCAGAUUAAACAUGUUUCAAUUUCCCGAACAAGAAAAUAAUACUUUAUUAAGUGAAACCUUAAAGCAUUUCCAAAAUUGUACCAAAAACUUUGUUGAACCUCCAAAUAGUUACAAACUGGAAACGCUUCAAAAAGAUGAAUUAUACAUACACAAUGGAAGUUGGCUUAGUUCAGCUUUAGUACUACUUUAUGAUUGCCUUGAAAGAUACACAAAAAUACAUGAAAAGGUCCCUCCUGAUUUUGAUAUUAUUUAUCAAGUAACUUACAUAGCAGCUUCAAUAAAUAAAAAUAUACAAUUUUACAACAUUAAUGACUGUCCAAAAAAUGUAUUAGAAACCAUAGGAAAUUGCAACACAAUACUUUUAGAUGCAUGCCAGAAACUAAUAAUGGAUGUAAAUGUUGAUAUAUUCUGUGCUUGGAGUGAGUUUGAAGAAAACGGAAAAACCAAACAGCAAUCUAUUGGUGAAUUGUGUCAUAAAGUAUAUACAAAAUUGUCAAGCAUACCUGUUUUGUGUGAACAUCCAAUAGUUGCCAUGCUACAACAGAUUUCUAGGAAACCAAUCGAAGCAAAAGAUGUUAUAAACUCAACUGAUGUUUGUAUGAUCAUUGAGAACAUAAACAAAAAUGAUGAUGAUAAGGAAUCCUGGUUACAUGCUCUUCUCUACAAAGAUGAUUUGUGUGCCUACAGAGAACUUCUUGAUGUUAUUCAUCCUAACAUAAAUAAAUAUAGUCCGCAAGAGUGUUUAAAACUGUACUACAUCUUGAAACAGGGCAUUGUAAACAAAGGCCAGACAGAAGUAUUGGCUGUGAAAGCUUUCCAUCAUUGUGAUGUUUCUGACAAACAUAAAAUACUAACUGAACAUUUUGUCAACAACUGCUUUUUUGAUAUGAAGGAAAAUGAACUCUUUACUGAUAUGAGUACAGAAUUUUUCAAUAAAUUAAUUGCAACUUCCAAUGCUGAUAUUACUGAUGUACUCACACUCUUCUUGCAGAGCCCAAAGAAAGUUUUUGAUAAAAUUUUCAACUUAGCCACAGAAAACAGCCAACAGGGAGAUAUUAUGUUACAAGUAAUGAAAUUAUUAGACAACUAUUGUAAUUAUUACUAUGAAGUUGAUACUGAACCUUGUAUUUUCAAAGCAUUGCAGAAUAAUCUGGAAAUCUGUAUAGAUACAGAAGAGAAAGAAAAUAACUUUAUAAGAUUUAUUUCUGCAUUAAAAAACUAUGGCAUUUUAAUUGGAUCUAAAUUGCUAUUAUUAACAAUAAUGCCAAACAUUCACAAAGCACUCCUAAAUAAAAAUAUCAAUAAUAUUAAUAUGCAAAUUAAGUUAUUACAAAGUGCUUACACUAUAGAAGAGCUAUUAGAAUACAGAGCCCCAAUGUUGGCAAUGUUAGCCCAGGUCAUGGAUAUUGUACGGUGGAAAAUUCAUACAUUUGUCACUUCAGCACCGACUACUUUACAAAGCACAAUCGAACUUCAAACCUCAUUUAUGGAGACAUAUGGCACCAGCAUACCAGUGAAAGAAGAAAAUUGGUUAAAAUCAAAGUUGAAAAAUACACAUCCACUAAACACUUACUACUACAGGAAAAUAUGGAAUCCACCAGGCAAUAACUUUUUAGAAAUUAUAACUGGUACUAAGAUGAGGCAACACAGUUCUAAAGACGAUAUCACAACAACAUUGAUACAGAUAAUAUGUUCAUGCACACAAGAAGAGUGGUUUACUAUUUGGGAUUGUCUUGCUAAUUUUGAAGCUAAAAUAGUUUUAGAUGCCUAUUAUGAAGCCAUGUCUUUAAUAGCAAGAAUAGAAAGAGACAAUAGAACUAAUAAUACUUGGGCAUGCAUUUUGUAUUGUUACAGAACUCUUCUACAUUGUACCCGGUACAAAUUCUUCAAAGAACCAUUAACAAACAAUCAAAUACUAGAUGUUAUUAAUAACAUCACAAGAAUGCCGAUACUCUGUGAUGGACCAAAAGAAGACAUGGAACCUUUACUGCUUCCUCUUCUAGCUUAUAUAGCUGAACGCAAAAAUGAUUAUUCAAUUGAUCUCUCUAGCUGUGAUCUUGUCAAAUAUGAAUGUCUGGUCACUAUUAUAAACAACAUAUUUUCUAAGAAAUAAGAAUAAUAGUCGUUGAUAACUGAUAAUAAAACGUUUUCAGUUGUGAUGUUAAGCUUUGGUAAAUGUAAAUGUUCGUUAAAUAUAAAUAUUGAAGUA